GCGCUGUGACGUGUGCAUAGGAAAUGGCCACGCAAGCGCGUGGAAUCAUAACAUUGCAUUUGUAGUCUCUUUACUCAUCCUCGGAUUUUUCUUUUCCACCCAUUUCAUUUCUCUUUUUCGAUGAAGGAUAUUUUGAACUAUUUUGGAGAAGCAGAAUUUAGAGAAAAACUUGAAUAUUUGUUUUGCAGCGCUGUGAAAACAUGAGGCGGGUCACUGUGAGAGCUAACCAGCAGCUACUAGCAUUAGCUAGCAAAUGGCUGCUCAGCUGUGAUGUCUGUCACUGUCAGAAAUGACAAGACGACGUGCAAAAUAGUGAAGCUGCUGGGAAGCUGUGAGCUGCACAGAGAGACGGUCAGCUAACAGCAUGUGACACAGAAGCCCCUCUGCUCGCCAAAGAGUUGGUCUGAAUCGAGAUGCCUCGUCUGGAAGAGCUGGCCAACGUCGCCCUGAGGGUGCCGAGCAUCCUGGUGCUGGACCUGCUCUACAAAUGUGACAUUGAAGGUUUAACGGAGCACCUCAAGGCCAAAAACGAAGACAUGCUCUUCAAGUAUAAAUAUGUCAUCUGGAAUAUGUACUACAUAGGUCAUCUGAUAAAUUUGGUGGUGUUAGUUCUGCCGUUGAGACACAUUGUGACGCUCUACCUCCACAUCCUCGCUGCCCUCCUCCUGUACAUGGGGCAUCAGAUUUCCAAGGAUUAUGUUCGUGAGGAGCUGCAGUACGGCUAUGAGGGAGCAGUGUAUCUUGAUUCUUUGGCCUUCAACAGAUUUGUCUCUGCGAUGACUAGUCAGAUUAUUCUCAGCACGCUGUGUGCCUUCCUGAUGAAGACCAGAAAGGUGUGGCUGUUUUCUGCUCACAUGCUCCCCCUGCUGGCUCGACUCUGCGCUGCUCCUCACGCUACGCUGCUAACGGUCAACACAUUCUCUAUGGGCCUGACUGGAGCUGGGAUCGCCGUGUUCCUCCUCUCAAAUCUCUUUGUGCCAUACCGCCUCGCAAGGGCUGCCUACUCAGAGCUGCUUCACCUGGAGGUGAUUGAGCUGUACAGACUCCUGGCGGUGGGAAUCUCUCUGUGGAACCAGUUUGCCGUCCCAGUGCUCUUCAGUGUCUUCUGGUUUGUUCUGUUCGUCGUCCAGCUGUGCUCAGACACCAUGUCAGCCAGCGCCUCAGCGACCCAUCAGGGAAUCAUGUUCUUCCUGCUCACAAGCGUCUCUGAAUGUUGUGCCACACCGUACUCUCUCCUGGGUCUGACCUUCGUGGUGUCCUAUCUGGCUCUCGGGCUGCUCAACUUAUGCAAGUUCUACCUGGGAGGUUAUGCAGCUGUUCAGAAUGAGAAUGUCAUGCACAGAGGCGUUACUGAAGGCGUCACUCUGCUGCUGCUCGCCCUCCAGACCGGCCUGUUGGAUAUGCAGGCUCUGCAGCGCACCUUCCUCCUCAGCAUCAUCCUCUUCAUCGUGGUGACUUCAACCCUGCAGUCGAUGAUAGAAAUAACAGACCCGGUUAUUCUGGCUCUGGGCGCAUCACGCAACAGGAGUCUGUGGAAACAUUUCCGUGGCCUCAGCAUGUGUCUGCUGCUGCUGGUUUUCCCGGUGUUUAUGGCUUAUAAAAUCUCCCAGUUCUUCCACAUGGACUUCUGGCUGCUGAUCCUGGUGUCCAGCUGCAUGCUGACCUCCCUUCAGGUUACGGGCACGAUGCUGAUCUACUCCCUCUUCAUGGUGGAGCUGUUCCGCAGCGACCCGAUCGAGAGCCUGGACGAGGUGAUCUAUUGGGUGAACGCCGUCAGCCGGGUGCUGGAGUUCGUGGUGGCGCUCUGCGUGGUGGCGUACGGCACCUGGGAGUCGCUGUUCGGGGAGUGGAGCUGGAUGGGCGCCUCCGUCAUCAUCAUCCACUCGUACUUCAACGUCUGGCUCCGAGCUCAGUCCGGCUGGAGGAGCUUCCUGCUCCGACAGGAAGCGGCCAAGAAGAUCAACUCGCUGCCCAGAGCCACGACUCAGCAGCUGCAGCAGCACAACGACGUCUGCUCCAUCUGUUUCCAGGAAAUGAGCUCUGCUGUGAUCACCUACUGUGGACAUUUCUUCCAUGGAAACUGCCUCCGCAAGUGGCUGUAUGUUCAGGAAACAUGUCCGAUGUGUCACCAAACGGUUCGGCCGACACCUUCAGCUCAGAGCCAGGCUUCAGGAGACGCCCCGGCAGCUCCGCCUCAGAGAGAUGAAGAUCCAGAUCCGGUUGCACAAGAAGGAGAACGGGACCCAGACGGCGGCAGCAACGGCGGGACUCAGGACAGUGACGAUUUAACUCCUGAGCAGCAGCAGCAGAAGGAGGAGGAGGAGGAGCAGAGUGAAAACAAAAACCAGCCGGCUGAACCUCACAGCGACGCCGUCCAAGGUUUUCGUUUCAGCUCCAGCGGAGACUUUGUAGGAUUCGUCAGCCCAGUUUCUUCAGGUUGUAACGUGCUGCCAGGUACGACUUCUAAUACGCACAAUCAUGACGGGCGAGACGAAGACUCACCGCUGCCAUCGAAUCCCGACGCUGUGAAUGAAAACACAGCCGAGGACCGGCAGUCUGACUCUGAAUUAUCAGGACCGGAGGACGGCGUCGCUCUUCAUUGUAAAUCACGGAUUGAUUCAUCAGAGGCAAAUAAUUCUGAGGCUGGUUCGAGCCUCCCUGGUAGCCAAACGUCUGUCAAAUCAUGUCAUCAGAACUCAGAAAAUCCUCAAAGUCACAACGGCACAAUUUCAGGCUUUGACGGGCUCAGAGAGGCCAGAUCGUCGCCACAGAUCCUCCAGCCGUCUUCCUCGGACGCCACCUUCACUUGCACAAGCACAGACAGCAGCGACUGACUGCCCUGCAUCAGUGCCUUGAAGGGAGUAGAAGGGUGAUUCUCCACAACGGGGGAGUUAAACACAUUUGCCUUCCGUAUGUGAACAAAUGGGAAAAACAAAAAAAACAUGUAUCUUCUACCAGACAGUGGAAUGAAUGUGCUUCAGUUUAGCAAAUGUCUGGACUGAUCAUGAGACUAAAUUGUGAUGAAUCAUUGUAAAGAAGUUAAUAAUAAUCACGUGUAACUACAAAUCAAUGUAUUCUGAAUCCUAGCAGGUUACAAGUAAAGACGUUUACUUGGAGAAGCAGCAGUUUGGGUUAUUUUAAUUUCAGUUUUUUUUCCUCGUAGUCCUUCAUGUGUAGCAUCUUUGUGAAAGCAAACGUGGCAAAAAGCUUCAGCGGUCGUCUUUGUUAUUCAUGAAUCAGCCUUUUGUACUGCAAAUAUUCUCUGUCUCCCUCCCAGUAUUAAAUUACUGCUGUGAA
Amphiprion ocellaris (clown anemonefish) is the source of this 3297-nucleotide messenger RNA. Its product is annotated as RING finger protein 145. NCBI's taxonomy places the organism in Eukaryota, Metazoa, Chordata, Actinopteri, Pomacentridae. Gene Ontology annotation, molecular function: ubiquitin protein ligase activity; zinc ion binding. Gene Ontology annotation, cellular component: endoplasmic reticulum; endomembrane system. Bases 414 to 2834 code for a protein of 806 amino acids. The transcript has 11 exons. The record is from RefSeq and is a predicted model, not a curated record.